CCAUCGCUUUGGUUCUUUCUUGAUCUCUUUCCUCCAAUUCGAUCGGAGCCACCAAUCAAACUUUCCAUAACCAUAUCAUCCUUAUUAUUUAUUACUAUAUCCAUAUUUCAAUUACAAAUUUCCUUUGUUUUCUCUCUCUCUCUCUCUCUCUCUAUAUAAGUUUCAGUUUUUGGAUUUCUGCUGAUUAACACUAGGACACCCACCACAGCUAGGGAUAGCCAUGAAACCUGAUGUUGAGAACGCUACACAAAGUCCGUUACUGAAUCCUCCAAGUGAUAGGGAAAUUGGAAGGAGAGCACAAAAGGGUACCCUUGUUUCCAUUGCCUCCAUCGUUUUCCUAAUUUUGUCAUUGGUUGCACUUGCACUCAUCAUCAUAAACCAUGAACCCUUAGAAAAGGACCAGAAAAACAAUGUUAAGUCCCUGCCAUUACGUCCUAGAGGGGUUGCUGAGGGGGUUUCAGCAAAGUCAAACCCUUAUCUUUCAAACAAAGCUUCUUAUAAUUGGACAAAUGCCAUGUUAUCUUGGCAAAGAACAGCUUUCCAUUUUCAACCUCAAACCAACUGGAUGAACGAUCCUAAUGGUCCAUUGUUUUACAGUGGGUGGUACCAUAUAUUUUACCAAUACAAUCCUGAUUCAGCUGUGUGGGGCAACAUAACAUGGGGCCACGCUGUAUCGAGGGACAUGAUUCACUGGCUCUACCUUCCCAUUGCGUUGGUUCCAGACACGUGGCAUGAUAUCAACGGGGUAUGGUCAGGAUCAGCCACCCUUUUGCCAGAUGGCAAAAUCGUAAUGCUCUACACGGGUAACACGGCUCAAAACGUGCAGGUCCAAAAUCUUGCCUACCCCGCCAACCUAUCUGAUCCUCUCCUCCUUGAUUGGGUCAAAUACGCUGAUAACCCGGUCUUGGUGCCUCCACCGGGCAUUGGGCCAAAAGAUUUUCGUGACCCAACCACUGCGUGGAUUGGGCCGGAUGAGAAAUGGAGGGUCACUAUUGGGUCAAAGGUCAACAAGACGGGUCUUUCAUUGGUUUAUAGAACCAAAGAUUUCAUCCACUACGAGCUCAGUGAUCACUAUUUGCAUGCAGUCCCGGGUACGGGUAUGUGGGAGUGCGUGGACUUUUUCCCGGUUUCGGUAAAUGGGCCUAACGGUUUGGACUCAUCUGUAAAUGGGCCUGAAGUGAAACAUGUAUUGAAGGCUAGUUUGGAUGACACUAAGGUGGAUCACUAUGCAAUUGGGACCUACUUCGUUGAAAAUGAUACAUGGGUGCCCGACAACCCGCACGAGGAUGUGGGUAUCGGGUUGAAGUUGGACUAUGGGAGAUACUAUGCGUCAAAGACAUUUUAUGACCAACAGAAACAGAGAAGGGUCCUGUGGGGUUGGAUUAAUGAAUCAGAUAGUGAAACUGCUGACUUGAAAAAGGGUUGGGCAUCUCUCCAGACAAUUCCUAGAACAGUGUUGUUUGACAAGAAGACUAGAACUAAUCUGCUGCAGUGGCCAGUGGAGGAAGUAGACAGCUUAAGACUAAGCAAUUUUGAAUUUGAAGAAGUUGUGGUUAAACCUGGCUCAGUCGUGCCACUGGACAUAGGUCCAGCCACACAGUUGGACAUAUUUGCUGAAUUUGAGAUCGAAUUUUUGGCAUCCAAAGGGAUUGGCAAGGGCAAUGUAGGCUGUGGAAGUGGAGCUGUUGACAGAAGUGCUUUGGGACCAUUUGGCAUUCUGGCUAUUGCAGAUGACCAACUUUCUGAAUUAACACCAAUUUAUUUCCAUCUUUCUAGUAUUACUAGUGAUGCCUCUUUAACCACUUCCUUCUGUGUUGAUGAAACAAGGUCAUCAAUGGCACCAGAUGUUUCAAAGCUCGUUUUUGAAAGCAAAGUUCCAGUUCUCAGUGAUGAAAAAUUAUCAAUGAGGGUAUUGGUUGACCAUUCAAUCAUUGAGAGCUUUGCUCAGGGAGGGAGAACUGUGAUCUCAUCUAGAGUUUAUCCAACAGAAGCAAUAUAUGGAGCUGCAAGAUUGUUUCUGUUCAACAAUGCAACGGAUAUAAACAUCAAGGCCUCGCUCAAGAUUUGGCAAUUGAACUCUGCUUUUAUACGCCCCUUUCCCUUUGACUAGAAGUUCUCAAAGUUAUGGAUGCAAAUUUGCAUUCUAUAUUUUGGAAUCAGGUGUUACUAUUGCCCCUCCGAAGGUGAAGAAAAACAAAAAAGAACAAUGAAAGUCUUGUGGCAUCAACCAAGUAUAAAGCUGAUAUGUUUGGUUUGAGUUAUUCUACACCUAGUGGCUAGCAGGCAUACUCAUUAUUUGGGGUUUGUCAGAGUAAAAGUUUCCUGUUAUCAGUGAAAUUCCUAGAUUCAUAUUUAUCCAUUUUCUCCUAUUAUGAUAUUUCUUAUCAGCAUAUAUUUAUUCUUGAAUAUAAAGUGUAAACACUAUCACGACAAUUUUUUCUUUAAUUAGCAUUAAUUUGUUGUGCUUUA
This is a messenger RNA of Cajanus cajan (pigeon pea), 2469 nucleotides long. RefSeq names its product beta-fructofuranosidase, soluble isoenzyme I. Lineage: Eukaryota; Viridiplantae; Streptophyta; Magnoliopsida; Fabales; Fabaceae. The record is from RefSeq and is a predicted model, not a curated record. Gene Ontology annotation, molecular function: beta-fructofuranosidase activity. Gene Ontology annotation, biological process: carbohydrate metabolic process.